CUGGCCGUAUUGGAUGGUGAUGGAAUUCGGAUGCUGGCCUCUGUUCUGCAAACCACACAUGAUCCUGGAGUCAAGGAAGAAGCCACUGCUGCUCUAUGGAAUCUAUCCAGCGCUGAUAUGCUCAAACCAGUUAUACUGGAAGCAGCCACCGAAGCACUGGUUCAGCAGGCCUGUCCACCCUCGAAUGGUUACCAGCAUAAUGGCAUUAUGAAUGAUAGCGAUCCGUCGCGACAUUACAGCUCUGCUAUUUUCAAAAACUCUACGGGGGUUCUAAGGAAUGUUAGUGCGGCAAAUGCCAGUGCCCGCAAGCGGCUUCGUGCCUGUCCAAACCUUAUCGAAAGUUUGGUGCAGUUUUUGACUAUAGCUAUCCAACGAAACCAAGUGGAUUCGCAGUCAGUGGAGAAUGUUGUGUGUCUACUUCGAAAUCUGAGCUACAGGAUUCAAGAAGUGGAAGACCCAAACUACGAUCCUGCUACCGCACAUGUGCUAUACACUAAAGGAGGCAAUAAGUCGGCUCCCAAUAGCCCCAAGCCCAAGAAGGAGAAAGAGAAGAAGAAGAUAGAAGUUGCACGAGAAGCUGUCACUGUCAGUUUUAGUCUUUUUUACGUUCUGCGAAGCGGAAUUUUUUGA
This is a messenger RNA of Strongylus vulgaris, 630 nucleotides long. The record is from the annotation of a GenBank genome assembly. Lineage: Eukaryota; Metazoa; Nematoda; Chromadorea; Rhabditida; Strongylidae.